Drosophila ananassae is the source of this 2562-nucleotide messenger RNA. RefSeq lists its product as uncharacterized. Lineage: Eukaryota; Metazoa; Arthropoda; Insecta; Diptera; Drosophilidae. Gene Ontology annotation, biological process: monocarboxylic acid transport; transmembrane transport. The transcript has 5 exons. The record is from RefSeq and is a predicted model, not a curated record. Gene Ontology annotation, molecular function: monocarboxylic acid transmembrane transporter activity. The coding region runs from base 393 to 2297 and encodes 634 amino acids.
UUUAAUACUAUAAUUCACAAAAUCGUUCAGUUCAGUUCGCGCUGGUGAACGCAACGGAAAAGUCAUACUCGUCGCCUGUUGAUUUUCUUCUAAUUACUACGCGGCUCGUAUUUAAUUCUUUUUUUUUUCGGUUAUUGUUUUUAUUUUUUAACUUUAAAACAUAAGCAAUGUGAAGAAUAAAAAUUAAAGCAAAUUGAACAAAACAAGAACAACUAGAAGGCGACAAAGUAACAACAAGUGCAGGAGAGCCGGCCAGAAGAAAGUAUUUAAACCAAAAAUAAAGCUUGCCGCCCGCCAACACAUCGCCAUCCCAGUGAUGCAACUACUCUGAGACUCUGCCACCCCUCCGCCCUCCACGUCAAAGAAACAAUCCUUAAGAUCCUUAAUCCAAGAUGACCGAUAACCGGAGUCCCUACAACAACAACAUUAGCAUCAAUAACAAUAACAACAGUCACAACAAUGAGCUAUCCAGACUGAGGUUGCCCGAGGAGAAGGCGGCAUCGGAGCAACUGCUGCCCAAGAAUGGAGCCAACGAUGCCAAGAUCCAACCACCCGCCCUCCAAUUCUAUGCCCAGAAGCCCGUAGAACCAACCGCCCCGCCCGCGGAGGAGCCCAAGAAGAAAAAGAGGCGGGACAAGAGCGAUCUGGGCGAGGACUUUGUGGCGCCCGACGGAGGAUGGGGCUGGCUGGUGGCCGUGGCCAGUGGUCUGAACAUUCUGGUGACAUUCGCUUUGGCUCAACAGUUUGGCCUUCUGUUCCGGGACCGAAUGACGGGUCUGGGCAUUACCAGUUCCCAACUGACCACCAUAAUCAACACACAGAUAGCUGUCUCUGCAUUUACGGGCCUCCUCAAUGGGCCUCUCUUCCGACGCUACACCUACCGCGUGGUGGCCCUCUGGGGCUCCGUCCUCACCUUCGUUGGCCUCUUCUGGAUGGUCUUCGCCGCCUCCUUCACCGUCUACCUGCUCAGCUUCUCGAUCAUCUACGGCUUCGGCCGUGGCCUGACGGUCUCGGCCUCCUCGCUGGCGGUCAACACCUACUUCAAGGUGAAGCGCCGGACGGCCACCGCCUACCAGUUCGGAGUGGCCGGCCUGGGACCGAUAGUGUCGCCCUACUUCGCGACCCACAUGCUGAAGGUGUUCGGCGUCCAGGGCACAGUCCUGCUCUUCGCAGGCGCCUCCCUGCACACGAUUGCCUGCUCCCUGAUCUACCAGCCGGUGAAGUGGCACGUGGUGAAGCGGGAUCGGGAUGCGGAGGCCCUGCAGCCGGCCAAGCUGCAGUCGGAGAAGGAGAGGGAGGACCAGGACGAGGACAUCAUCAAGAACGUGGUGGAGCCGGAGACGCCGGUCCUACCGCGCGCCAACGACGGCUGGUUCGGUUCGAGGGCCUCCCUGAACAGUGCCGGGACCCGGAAUCGGGUCAACACCUGGGACAAGUCGGACGCCGGCAACGGGCACAUCGAACUGAAGCGGAUGACCAGCAAGGACUCGUCGGGACCGGGGGCGGGGCGCCAGCAGAGGAGCAUCUCGGUGAGCCACAGCAUCAAGGAGGAGGAGGCCCUGGGCUAUGAGUCCGACCUGGAGACGGAGCCCAGCAAGCUGACGGAGAAGCAGAAGCAGGAGCUGGAGGACGAGGAGGAGCGACAGCGGCGGAAGAAGCUGCCCUUCUACAUGAAGGUGGUCAUAUUCUUUGACCUGGACCUGCUCCGGGACAUCACCUACGUGAACCUGGCCGUGGGCAUCACCCUAAUAAACUUUGUGGAGAUUAACUUCGCUAUCCUAACGCCGUUCAUACUGUGGGACCUGGGCUUCAAGAACAACGAGAUUGCUCUGGCCAUGUCCACGCUGGGCUUCUUCGAUCUGGUGGUGCGCUUCCUCAUCCCGCUGAUCACCGCCAAGAUCAACCUGAGCAACCGCACCUUCUUCGUGGUGGGCAUUCUGGGCAUGUGCAUCGGCCGGAUGCUCCUCUCGAUGACCACCAACUUCUACGCCAUGGUCGGCAUCUUCCUCUGGCUGGGCCUCAACAAGGCCUUCCGCACCGUCUUCUGGUCCCUGAUCAUUCCCAGCUAUGUGCCGCUGAAGCGCCUGCCGGCGGCAGCGGGUCUCCAGCUCCUCAUGUCCGGCACCUUCUCGAUGGUAUUCGGACCUCUGAUUGGCCUGGUGAAGGAUCAAACCAGCUACGCGGUGACCCUUAACAUCCUGAACGCCCUCUGUAUCCUUGCCUUUGCCGGCUGGUACCUGGAGGACUUCAUCCGGGCUCGCCUCCGAAAGUCACCUCCCGUCGGGGACUUGAACUAAUUCCACUGGUUGGCCCACCGAACUAGUCUCGUACUCAGUGCCUUUGGUUCCAAGACAACACAAAAAAAAACACAUCCUAACCUUAGCAAAUUGUUCUUGUUAUCGCAUAUUUUUUUCCCAGUGUCUUUUUUUUUUUACUCUGUAUGUUUACUGCGUGUACAUUGUGUAUAUACUAUUUUUUUGAGUGUAGCCAAUUAUUUGUAUUAAAUAUUAUUCAUAAUUGUUACAAAAAUAAACAAUUAUAUUUUAGAUUUUUAAUUCCGAG